AUGGCCAGUUCUUUACGAGGAGAAGUUCUGACUCUGUAUAAAAAUCUGCUGUAUCUUGGACGGGACUAUCCAAAAGGAGCAGACUAUUUUAAAAGACGUUUGAAGAACGUUUUCCUUAAAAACAAGGAUGUGAAGGACCCAGAGAAGAUCAAAGAGCUUAUUGCACGAGGAGAAUUUGUAAUGAAGGAGCUGGAGGCCUUAUACUUCCUUAGGAAAUACAGAGCUAUGAAACAACGGUAUUAUUCAGAUACCAAAAACUAACCAAUUGUUGCUACCAGCCUGGCUGACAGUCAGUGCCAGUUGUUUGUCUGUACCAACUAUUAUAAAAUAAUUCAAUUUAAAAUGGCAAGAUACAGGAUUAAAAAACCAAGCUGCCCUACUGUACUAAAAUAGGUUUGAACCCAUUGAUACUGAGAGCUUUACCCAUAAUCCUUUCAUUAUUCAAAGCGUAACAGCACCUUUCAUGAGAAUACAGUUUUGAAAGAAAAUAUACCUAAUUUUUUAACAUGUUAUAGCCAAUUAUUCGUAGUCUGUUUCUCCAUUUACUGCAAAUGGGUUCUGACAGGUUUACUCUUUAGCUUGUGGAACUUUUUUUUUUUUCUUACCUCACCUAGUGUAUCUAGAAUACUGAAGUCCAUUUUCAAGGCUCUCUACAAACACCUCAAAAUGAUUUGAAUGCAGUUAUCAAAAUAAGCCAUACGAAGGGGACUCUGCCCUUAAGAUGCUCAGCGGAUGACUGGCACUAUGUAGAUACUGCCGCCCCUUAAGCCCCACAUCACUUGGACUGGCUCUCACGAGGAGUGGUAACACUCCUGUUUGUGCUGUUAAAGCUGGUGUACUUUGUGUCUACCUGUAACCAAGCUAAUGUGGCACUGGACCUAGCCCAGACAGGACUGUUUAAGCAAACACUUGAACGUUUAUGUAACGUUCUUAGCAACUUUAUAAAUAAAGAACAUUUCUAACUCAAAA
Psammomys obesus (fat sand rat) is the source of this 969-nucleotide messenger RNA. RefSeq names its product electron transfer flavoprotein regulatory factor 1 (gene Etfrf1). Gene Ontology annotation, cellular component: mitochondrion. The record is from RefSeq and is a predicted model, not a curated record. The transcript is spliced from 2 exons. Bases 1 to 261 code for a protein of 86 amino acids. NCBI's taxonomy places the organism in Eukaryota, Metazoa, Chordata, Mammalia, Rodentia, Muridae. Gene Ontology annotation, biological process: respiratory electron transport chain.